Messenger RNA from Acanthosepion pharaonis, 891 nucleotides. The record is from the annotation of a GenBank genome assembly. NCBI's taxonomy places the organism in Eukaryota, Metazoa, Mollusca, Cephalopoda, Sepiida, Sepiidae.
AUGCACUACCCUCGCUGCGAUCCUGCACGACAGUCUACCCAAGGACGAACUGACUACACCAGCGCUGUCCGCGUCGAUCCUCUCUCUCCUCAAGCGCCGACGCGCUUUUUACUCAAGUACAGACAUCCAGGGAUCGACUGGACCUCGAACACCGCUGUUCCAUCGGCCUACCUCCAAGCUGUCGCCUUGAAACCUGACAACGCUCCUUCAAAACUACACGACCGAACUACCACAAACGAUUAUUUCCGCCUUUUCUACGUAUGGGACCGACGGAACCACAUAAAGUUUUUAGUGGACAUAGGAGCAGCAAUCAGCGUGAUACCCCCCAAAGAACAGCAAGACCGAAAGGCGACCCCGUAUAAGCUCCAGGCAGCAAACGGCUCGACGAUCGAGACAUAUGGAGCCAAGACACUGACUCUUAACAUCGACAUGCGGCGUGAUUUUACCUGGACUUUCACCCAGGCAGACGUAAAAACGCCAAUACUCGGGGCAGAUUUCCUGGCCCAUUAUGAUCUAGCCGUGCACAUGAAUACGACGACUUUAUCAGACAAUACCACGAACAUUGCUGUUAAAGGCACCCUCUCUCGACACAACACCACUGGAAUCAGUCUAACAACUUGCCACGGACGAGAGUACAUCGAGAUUCUAAACAGAUACCCGGACCUCAUUCAACCACUCGCAGGUACCGGUCCGGCAAAACACCAAACACAGCACCAUAUAAAGACCAGUGGACAGCCAACAUUUUCCCACCCACGACGACUUCCUCCUCAUAAGCUGGAAUACACCCAAAAGGAAUUUAAAAAUAUGCUGAAGGACGGAUUCAUACGACCCUCCGAUAGCCCAUACGCCUCACCCCUACAUCUCGUACCUAAACCGGGAAGCACAGACUAA